GUCURCGUGUCUSAAGAAWUUGACUGUGCUAAAAUAACAAAAGACAUUAUUGAAUCGCUCACCGGGCAACCAUGUAGUUUUACAGGCCUAGACACACUCCAAAUCCAACUUAAGAACAAUCUGAUUGGCAAGAGAUUUUUUAUUGUCCUGGAUGACAUCUGGAAUGAGAAAAGGGAACUAUGGGAGCAAUUACGAACACCGUUAAUGUUUGGAGAAAAGGGAAGUAAAGUCUUAGUUACAACACGAAAUGAAAAAGUUUCACUUGUCAUGGGUACCCUUCCUGUUCACCGCCUACAAGUCUUAGAAAAUGAAUAUUGUUGGUCAAUAUUCAAGCAACGUGCAUUUGUUGAUGAUACUGUUGUUCUGGGAACAUAUCCGCAUCUGGAAGAAAUCGGUCGGAAAAUUGUAGAGAAAUGUAAAGGCGUGCCUCUUGCCGUAAAGUCACUAGGAGGCCUUUUACAUUCUAAAGUUGAAAAGGGGUACUGGGAAUUUGUCUUGACUAGCGAAAUAUGGGAGCUAGAAAAUGAUGAAAACGGUAUAAUGCCUGCUCUACGCUUGAGCUAUCACCAUCUCCCAGCGCAUCUGAAAAAAUGCUUUUCUUAUUGUUCCAUAUUCCCUAAAGACUAUUUCUUUGAGAAAGAGGAGUUGAUAUUGCUAUGGAUAGGGGAGGGUUUUAUACCUCCCCGAGGAAAUAGACAAAUGGACAUCAGCAGGGACUAUUUUGAUGAGCUAUAUCUUAGGUCAUUUUUCCAAAAGUCUGAGCGUUUAAAUAGAAGUGGUGAACCAAUGUUUGUGAUGCACGACCUCAUCCACGAUCUAGCACAAUCUAUUUUAAAGGAUGUCUAUUUGAGAAUGGAACAACACGAUAAUGAUAAAUUGUGGAACAACAUUGGUACAAAGGCUCGUUAUUUGUCAUUAUUUCUUAACAGAGAUCAUAACACGGCAGAAAGAUUGGACGCCUUGUACCAAGUUAGGGCUCCACGCACAUUUCUACUACGUGGACCUUCUUUCUAUAGGGUAGAGAUUCCAUGCCUUGUAACAAACCUUGAUCGUUUAUUUGAUGCAUGGAGAUGCUUACGUGUGUUGUGUUUGCGCAAUCUAUACUUCGGUAAUAAUGACUUGUCUGAUAUGAUCGGUAAUUUGAAACUCUUAAGAUACCUGGACCUCUCCUACACUGGAAUUAGAAAGCUACCAAUAUCAAUUUCUAGCCUCUACCAGUUAGAAAUAUUGUUACUAGAGGGCUUAGAGUUGGAAUUACCGGUGAACAUAGGCAGCAGCCUUGUUAACAUUCGACUUGUCAAGAUACUGAGCUAUAAAUGCAGAAUUCCACAAGAAAAUAGAAGACGCUAUGGAGUCGGCGAUUUGAAGUUGUGGGGGUGCAUCAUGGGAUGUAAUUCUAUUACCAUAUCAGGACUAGACAAUGUUGUGGUCAGCAAUGCAGAUGUCAGCCAGUACAUCAACAAUUUCAAGAACAAUCAACAGCUUGAAACGUUGACAUUAGAAUGGGAAACCACCAGGGAUAGAGAUGUGGCCAAAGCAAUAAUGGAAUGUCUUCAACCAGCUCCUACAAACCUACGUAUUCUCAAGAUCAAGGGGUAUUAUGGUGAAAGACUGCCUAGAUGGAUGGCAGAGAUGUCCAAUCUCGAGAAACUAGAGCUGGACCAUUGUAGAAGUAAGGUCCUCCCACCUCUUGGAAAGCUACCCUCGCUCAAGCAUCUGAUAAUAAGUAGCUUGGAUAAUUGGGAAGGAGAAUGGUCCUUAGAAGAAGAUAUGGACAAUGGUGAAGUAUCCUCAACAAGUGAACAAUUAUUCCUCAAGCUUGUCAAUCUUCAGAUUUCCAACUGUCCCAAGCUCAAGGGGCUACCUCCCUGUGAUUUUCCUGAUCUAAGAACGUUGAGAAUAUCCGAUUGCGAGGAAUUGAGAACAAGUAUAAAUCCUGAAAGGAUCUCAACCCUUGAGACAAAUGAUAUAUUUCGCUGUCCCAAUUUACGAUAGGAGUAUACUACAGUGCUUCAACAACGUCCCAACAAUUUCCGGCGCUGAGGCAAACACUAAAGCAACACUAGGAGAAAGAUCGAUAUGCUGGAUUAUUGUUUUUACUUUCCAAGGAAACAGGUCUUUCUUCAUCUACAGCAAAUCGUGUGAGAACGACAUGGUGCAAUGGAAUAAGUCAAAGAUUUGAAUUCGAAAUCUGAAGUAUCCACUUGGUGAAUUGUUGUUUGUAAUUUACAGAUUGAGUGUGCUGAUGAAUAAGAUGUAACAUCAGGUUUCGUGUGCAGAAGUUUUAUCUAAUAAUUUCAACUAUGUUUUUGUUGUAUGAAAAACUAGCUCAAGUUUGAUAUGUUAAUUAUGGAAACGUUUGUCA
This is a messenger RNA of Nelumbo nucifera (sacred lotus), 2365 nucleotides long. RefSeq names its product putative disease resistance protein RGA3. Gene Ontology annotation, molecular function: ADP binding. NCBI's taxonomy places the organism in Eukaryota, Viridiplantae, Streptophyta, Magnoliopsida, Proteales, Nelumbonaceae. The record is from RefSeq and is a predicted model, not a curated record.